CUCCUCGCAGCUGCACCGUUCCCUGGGGAGUUAGUAGGAAGAGGCACAGGAGCCCACCCACUCUCCAACCCACCCCGACACAAUCUGCAAGCCUUUAACUCCUAUGAUUACUGUCCCCUUCCUCUCUGCCUCCCUUCUCCCCUGCUCAAAGCCGGAGGGGGGGACUGAUGUGAAAGAGGAAGGAGACCAUGACUAUUGACUAGCCAGAGUGCCCUGCCCUCUCCCCAACAGGCGAGAGGUCCUCCUCAAAACAGCAGCGACCCAGCUGACUGCAGAAGCUGCCUUAGAGGGCAAACAGCAUGUGAAUGGUGGCAGCUCACAGGACAGGACGCAGCAGCCAGCAUCCGGCCCAGCUUGCCUAGGGAGGGAAGCCCAGAGCCAGCCACCUUGAAUUGCUGGGACCCUUGGGGACUGGCUUCUGCGGGUAACGUGCCAAGGAUCCCCGACGGGCAGCCUCGAGCCUUUCCUAAGGUGCCAAGAGGACAUUCCCAGAGAACCAUGGACGGUGUAGGAAAUAUGACAAGGCCUGGGGACAACGUCAGCUGCCUCUCCACUAUCGAUGACUUCCGCAACCAAGUAUACUCCACUGUGUACUCGAUGGUGUCCGUAGUCGGCUUCUUCGGCAAUGGUUUUGUGCUCUAUGUUCUCAUCAGGACAUACCAUGAGAAAUCAGCCUUCCAAGUAUACAUGGUGAACCUGGCUGUGGCCGACCUGCUCUGUGUGUGUACGCUGCCUUUCCGGGUGGUUUAUUACGUUCACCGGGGCAUCUGGUUCUUAGGAGACUUCUUGUGCCGCCUCAGUACAUAUGCUUUGUAUGUCAACCUCUAUUGUAGCAUCUUCUUUAUGACCGCCAUGAGCUUUUUCCGUUGUGUAGCCAUAGUAUUCCCAGUCCAAAACAUCAACCUUGUGACCCAGAAAAAAGCCAGGGUUGUGAGUGCAGCCAUUUGGAUUUUUGUUAUCCUGACCAGCUCACCCUUUUUUCUGAUGAGCAAAACCUAUAAAGACGGGAAUAACACCAAGUGCUUUGAACCCCCACAGGACCCAAAGAGCAAGAAAACAGUGAUGGCUUUACACUAUGUCUCAUUAUUCUUUGGCUUCAUCAUUCCAUUUGUUACCAUAAUUGUCUGUUACACUAUGAUCAUCUUGACCUUAUUAAAGAAUUCAAUGAAGAAAAAUCUGCCAAGCCGUAAGAAGGCUGUAGGGAUGAUCAUUGUUGUAACAGCCGCCUUUUUGAUCAGUUUCUUGCCUUAUCACAUUCAACGCACAAUCCACCUUCACUUUUUGAACAAUGAAAAUAAAAACUGUGAGUCUGUCCUUGCCAUGCAGAAGUCAGUGGUCAUAACCUUGUCUCUAGCAGCAUCAAAUUGUUGCUUUGACCCACUCCUCUAUUUCUUUUCAGGGGGUAACUUCAGGCAGAGGCUGUCCACAUUUAGAAAGCAUUCCCUGUCUAGCAUGACCUAUGUAUCCAAGAAGAAGAUCUCCUUCCACGAAAAGGUGGAUGAAUUAUGCAAAGAAUAGGGUCACCCCCAAAGUAGAAAUCUCUCUUAUGUCAAUGAGAGGAGCUAGCCAAAUAAUUACUUGCUAUAACCACAGAGAGAGAGAGAGAGAGAGAGAGAGAGAGAGAGAGAGAGAGAGAGAGAGAGAGAGAGAAAUAGAUGUAUAUGUCACAAAAUGUAAACAACCUGCAUCUGGAUAUUUACGCCUGCAAAAUUUGCUUAAUUUCUCCAUCCAUGUUGUCAUAGAUCCUAACGACUCCUGAGAUGGCAAAAUUAAGUUCACUGCCAAAAACUAAAUUCUGCAUAGGAUUGUUACUGUUUGUGCCUACACUUUACAAAUGAAUAUUAGCCUAAAAAGCAUAAUAAACAAUUCUUCAAAUGAUGGCCUUGCAUAGGGUAGUGAUUGAGCCUUCAGUAUCUUAGGUUGGCACUUAACGCUUAGCUACCACCCCAAAAUUCACCUUUGCAUGAAUCCCAUCGGAUAAGGACAACACAAAGAACCUCCUGAACUUUUUCACAAUGGUAAGAGCACUGCCAAUGGUCAUUGAUUGCAGAGAGUGCUUACGUGGUCUGAAGAGAAGACGUCCAAGGGCCAGAGUCGUAUAAGACACAGCAAUGGCUCCUCUCAACAUGUGGCCCCUUACAGGGAGACAAUUGCAGCCCAAAGGAAAUCUCUUUAGUCAAAGGCCAAAUCUCUUUUGGUCAAAGUGUCUUUCUCUUUCCCUCUCCCCCCUCCCCCUCUCUCUCCCUCCCUCCACAGUGGAAUGUUAGUGGGGGUUCUGUUUGCAGAAAAUAAGGCCAUCCAUAGGCCCUCUUCAAGGGGCCAAACAGUAACCCUUGGGUGGCCAGGGUUAAUUAAACUGAUUUGCUGAGGAAUAGGUUAUGUGAUAGCUGUAUAUGCCUAUUACUGGGAUUAAAAUUUAAUACAAGAAAUUUCAAAAGAAAAUUUUAAAAAUCUUUUCUUUCAUUUUAUUUUUAAUUGUAUAUAUUUAUGUAUAUAAAUAUACAUGCCAGUGUGUAUGUACCUUUGAGAAAGAGUACAUUCCAUUAAAUGCAUUUGAGUGAAAAUUCACUAUAAGCUGUA
Molecule: messenger RNA, 2580 nt
Organism: Phascolarctos cinereus (koala)
Lineage: Eukaryota; Metazoa; Chordata; Mammalia; Diprotodontia; Phascolarctidae
Gene: CYSLTR1
Product: cysteinyl leukotriene receptor 1
Biological process (GO): G protein-coupled receptor signaling pathway
Cellular component (GO): plasma membrane
Molecular function (GO): leukotriene receptor activity
Source: RefSeq, a predicted model, not a curated record